UUUGUGGAUUAAGCUGUUUUGCAAAACAGCUUCUCAGCUGUUAGUUUUGUCAAACAGGGAGGCAUGGCGAGUUGGGAAAGAGGGAGGGAGAGUAGAGGAGAUAGAGAAUGUAGACAUAUUGAAUGUAAAUAUACAAGUAAUUUGAGAUGAAUCAGUAGAGUAUGGUUGGUAUGUUUUCAUUACUGCUGCUACAACUGCGCAUAAAAGCAUGUGCAAUGCAUUAUGUAUUUAGCACAUGAACCCUAAACUUUUAUUCGCUGAGAAGAGAUGAAAUGGACACUCAGAGUUAAAUAUAAACAAAUUGAGCUACUGCUGCUGCUGCUUUUGUACAUGGGCUCCCUGGAGUUGACUGUAGCACUGCUUAUGGAAACACAGCUCUUUGCUGACACCUCGUUAGCAAGCUGAGGCUGCGCAAGUCAUGGAUUCCUGUUGAUUAACAUGAAACUGCUUUUUGGAAGGACCUUUCUGAAUGAGAUGGAGAGAUGGAAGGAAUGCCGAAGAUGACAGAGGAUCAUGGGGGCAGUAAGGGAGAUGUGUGGAGAGAUACAGUGAUAGAUCUGAAUGAUGGAUACCCCUGGAGACAGAUGGAUACAUACAGAGACUUUGAUCUUUCCAGGGAUGCCAACAGGAGAGUGGGGAGAGAGAGAGCGAGAGAAUGGUCGAGAGAGAGGGGGUAAAGGAAGGGGCUGCAGUAUUAAUGGACAAACUGAAGGGGACAGACGCAUCACUCAAUCAAAAUUACGGAUACACACACAUGAAUCUGCAACGUAUAAGCUAUGUCUUGAAUAUACAUUUGUACUAACAGAGAGAGUUAUUGCAGGCAUUCAUUACACAGUUAUAAUAAUACGGUCAAAUGACAAGAAGCCAAGCAGAGAGAAGAGGAAAACAUAGAUGCUGACAGACUGAGAAAAAUCAAGAGAUAUUUGGAAAAGCUCCACCAUGACAAUUACCAACUGUAUAUAUGAAUUCAAGAAUUGUUUGGACAAAAGCCACACAAGAACAUCACAUCCCUAUAAUACACAGAAUCAAAACUAAGGCAGCUGCAAGACAGUUGGAUGCGUUAUGUCAUCUAACAGCCCAGUCAUUGCCAUCACUUCAGACCGCAGAUCAUUUCAAGGUCGUCAAGCUUCUGGGAGAGGGAUCAUAUGGCAAGGUCAUGCUGGCCGUUCACAAGAAGACAGGUUCUCCAAUGGCCAUGAAGUUCUUUCCCAGAGGGUCCACCUCUCUAAUCUCAUUCUUACGAGAGUACAACCUCUCUCUUGCUUUCUGCACCCACCCAUCACUCACGAAGGCUUUGGGAAUUGUCUACUCCACCCCCUUACACUACGUCUUUGCCCAGCAAGCUGGACUGCAUGGAGACCUGUAUGACGUCAUCAUCCCAGAGGUCGGCAUGGCAGAGGAGAAGGUGCAAAGGGUGGUGUCACAGCUGAGCGGAGCGCUGUCUCAUCUUCACUCCCUGGGAUUCGUCCACAGGGACGUGAAACCUGAGAACAUUUUCCUGUGUGACCAGACCUGCCAGUGGGUCAAACUGGGUGACUUUGGGAUGGCCAAACCCAAGGGUGCGCGGAUCACAGGGUUUUGGUAUGAUUCUCCGUACUGCGUACCGGAAGUGGAGAUGGCGAAGGGCAGGAAGUCAAAAGGAAAGAGCACAACGGGCAAGGGAGCAAAAGGGAUGGGGGUAGCAGCUGGUAAAAACACGGGGAGUAAGGGAGGAGUGGCAGAGAAGAACACAUUUUGGGUGUCAGUAGAUGUGGGUAUAGACAGCUGGGCCCUAGGAAUCCUGAUCUACUCCAUGCUGACCGGGUCUUAUCCUUGGAGAGAAACCUCCUCAGAUGAUCCUGGAUACAGAAAAUACACAGAGUGGUUGGACAGUGAAAGAGACAGACAGGGAGAGAGGGGGGAGGAAAUCAAGUGGAAAGGGCAGGAUUUGGGGAGGUCGGGGUGGAGUAAUGAAGGUGAGAGUCUAGAAUGCGGUCCCGUACCUCCCCAGUUUGCAGUCUUCACCCCACUGGCCUGCAGCCUCUUCCAAGGGCUGCUCUGCCCACAGCCCAGCCUGAGGUCCAUACCUGAGGAUGUACUCAAAUACCUUGGAGGCACCUGGCUACUCAUGAAAGGAGAGGUGGAAAAAAAAUUGAGCGAGAAAGGAACAGAGAUAGAGAAAGAAAAAGGAGGUAGAACAUAGGGUUAUGCUCAUUGCAUUACAUAAAAAUGACCUGAGGGAAGAUGGGAAGAAACACAAUAUGAGGAAGGUAGGGGAGGGAGGGAGAUGGAUGUAGUCAUGGCUGUAUUAGCCAAUAUUUGUUGCUUUUUUGGUGUCCAUCUAUAGUACAUAAAUUCAGUUUCUGAAAUAAGAUUUUACUGUUAAUUUCUUCUUCUUUUUUUUGCUUUCAUCCUUUAAGUAAUCAUUCCCAUUUUGUCCCCUGACAUUACAAGAACUAUUUUACCACAGUCGUGGGUUAAAUCUUUUAUAUAUAUUUUAUGUCUGCACGUCUAUGUUCAAAUCCAUUACAAGGAUGAUUUAGAUUGUAUUAUUGAUUAUUGUCAACAUAUUUAUGGUUUCAUAUUAUAAUUCAUGGUAUGUUUGAUUUACAGAUUGUAUUGAUGACCGAUUAGCACAUGUUUAUAACAUCAUCCCUAUGAUGUUUUUAUAAUGGAAGGACCUUAGAACUAACAUAAAUCUCUAACAAAGAGCUGUCAAACAUUAAAUGUUGCCAUCUGUAAAUAAAU
This is a messenger RNA of Anguilla anguilla (European eel), 2727 nucleotides long. Its product is annotated as serine/threonine-protein kinase SBK1-like. The record is from RefSeq and is a predicted model, not a curated record. Gene Ontology annotation, molecular function: protein serine/threonine kinase activity; ATP binding. Gene Ontology annotation, biological process: peptidyl-serine phosphorylation; peptidyl-threonine phosphorylation. Lineage: Eukaryota; Metazoa; Chordata; Actinopteri; Anguilliformes; Anguillidae. Bases 962 to 2182 code for a protein of 406 amino acids. The transcript has 5 exons.